This is a messenger RNA of Dictyostelium purpureum, 690 nucleotides long. RefSeq lists its product as uncharacterized. The record is from RefSeq and is a predicted model, not a curated record. The coding region runs from base 1 to 690 and encodes 229 amino acids. NCBI's taxonomy places the organism in Eukaryota, Evosea, Eumycetozoa, Dictyosteliales, Dictyosteliaceae. The transcript has a single exon.
AUGAAAUUAUUAUUACUAUUAAUUAUUACAAUUUUAUUUAAUUGCGCUAAAAGUCAAAACUGUUUUGUUCAGACUGGUUUUUCAGGUGCAACACUCGAAUUCAUUUCAUCCGACACCAAUAGCAAUAUUAGAAAUGACAACGGUGUUUUUGGUUAUACAGGUGUUACCAAUGGUACUCUUAGUGUAGAUAUCGAAAACGGUAUUGUCUUUGUAGAUUCUUCUGAACUAUCUGUUAGUUUUACAGGUACUUACCAAUCUUCAAGUCAGAUUUAUGGUUUUGAAGGAACCUCUACCUUAUUUAUCAUCAACGAAGGAACUUGCUAUAAAUCAGCUUUAUCUUUUGUUAUCCCAAUUAACCAAAUCCCACAAAUAAAUAAAAUUGGCACCAAUACUAUUGGUACUCUCGAAUGUGGUGUCUAUGAAGUCGUAAACCAAGAAAAUCAAGAUAUUACCUCUAUUACAGUUUUGGUUAAUGAACAAGACUGCUCCUUGGUAUCAGGUAAUUCUGUAAAUAACAAUGGUAACCCAGGUUCCUCUUUAAUUAAUUUCUAUAACUACGUACCAAAAGCAAACCCAUCAUAUUUUAAUCUCCCAUCAAUUUGUAACAAUGCCCAACCAUUACCAACCUCAAAUCAAAACCAUAUGAAUACAAUCUCACAUUCACUUUCAUUAUUAAAUUACCUUAAAUAA